Triticum dicoccoides is the source of this 480-nucleotide messenger RNA. Its product is annotated as polyubiquitin-like. NCBI's taxonomy places the organism in Eukaryota, Viridiplantae, Streptophyta, Magnoliopsida, Poales, Poaceae. The record is from RefSeq and is a predicted model, not a curated record. The transcript has 2 exons. Bases 1 to 480 code for a protein of 159 amino acids. Gene Ontology annotation, molecular function: protein binding.
AUGCAGAUUCUCGUGGACACUCUCGCCGGCGAGACGAUCUCCCUCAAGCUCGAACCAUCAGACACCAUCUACCUUGUCAAGGCCAAGAUCCAGGAUAAGUGGCACGGCUUUCUCAAGGACCAGCAGUGCCUCAUCUUCGCCAACGGACAGCUCGACGACGAAGAAGAAGAAGGCAGGACCCUGGCGGACCUCAACAUCCGCAACGACGCCACCCUCCUCCUCGUCCUACACAGCCGGUGUCCCAGAGGGAUGAUGAAGACCUACGUGAAGACGCUACGGCAAAAUUUCUAUAAUCUUGAGGUGAGGAGCACAGAUACCGUCUAUAAUGUCAAGGAGAAGAUCUGGGCAGCGGAAGGCAUUGCCCCGGGCCAGCAGAGCCUCAUAUUUGAGGGCAAGUCAAUGAAGGAUGACCGUACCUUGGCACACUAUAAUAUCCGGAUGUAUGAAGUUCUCUAUUUUGUGCUCAACCUACGUGGUUGA